AUGGGACGAGGCAAUGAUACCCCAAUUAUAGAAUUUCUUCUUUUGGGAUUUUCAGAGGAACCAGCACUGCAACACCUCAUAUUUGGGCUUUUCCUCUCCAUGUACCUGAUGACUGUGUUGGGAAACCUGCUCAUCAUUGUUGCUGUCAGUUCAGACUCCAACCUCCACACACCCAUGUACUUCUUCCUCUCCAACCUGUCCUUGGUAGACAUCUGUUUCACCUCCACCACGGUCCCAAAGAUGCUGGUGAACAUCCUGACACAGAGCAAAGUCAUAACCUAUGCAGGCUGCAUCACACAGAUGUAUUUUUUCUUACUCUUUGCAGGACUGGAUGACUUCCUGCUAGCCGUGAUGGCCUAUGACAGGUAUGUGGCCAUCUGCCAACCCCUUUACUACACAGUCAUCAUGAACCCCAGACUCUGUGGACUGCUGCUUCUGGUGUCCUGGAUCAUGAAUGCCCUGAAUUCCCUCUUACAAAGUGUAAUGGUAUUGCAGCUGUCCUUCUGUACAGACUUCGAAAUCACCCAUUAUUUUUGUGAUAUCAAACUGGUUGUCCAACUUGCCUGUAGCAAAACCUUUCUUAAUAACAUGGUGAUGAAUUUUGGAGUUGUGCUACUGGGUGCUGGUCCCCUCACUGGUAUCCUUUACUCUUACUCUAAGAUAAUAACCUCCAUUUGUCGAAUCCCAUCAGUGCAGGGGAAGUAUAAGGCAUUUUCUACCUGUGUGUCUCACCUCUCAGUUGUCUCCUUAUUUUAUGGUACAGUCCUAGGAGUGUAUCUCAGCUCUGCUGCUACCCACAGCUCAUACUCAAGUGCAGCAGCCUCAGUGAUGUACGCUGUGGUCACACCCAUGCUGAACCCCUUCAUCUACAGUCUCAGGAACAAAGACAUAAAGAGGGCUCUGAAAAGAAUCUACGGGAUGGCAGGUACAAAAGGGACAAUCAUUCUGAGGUAG
Myotis davidii is the source of this 954-nucleotide messenger RNA. Its product is annotated as olfactory receptor 7A10. The transcript has a single exon. Gene Ontology annotation, biological process: G protein-coupled receptor signaling pathway. The record is from RefSeq and is a predicted model, not a curated record. The coding region runs from base 1 to 954 and encodes 317 amino acids. Gene Ontology annotation, molecular function: olfactory receptor activity; G protein-coupled receptor activity. Lineage: Eukaryota; Metazoa; Chordata; Mammalia; Chiroptera; Vespertilionidae. Gene Ontology annotation, cellular component: membrane.